GGCAGGGGAUGGAACAGGUGCAGCGGGGGAAGCAGCAGUGUAAUGGCUCAAACACCACUCUUUUCCGUGUCCAUGGCAACGCAACACAAUGGGCCAAAGCCAAAGCGAACAUAAUAAGUGAAAAUUUCGACUAUUAAUGUGCGCAAAAUGUUUGUUUACCUGAGUAAAAAGAUUGCCAUUCCCAACAAUGUCAAGCUCAAUUGCAUUGCCUGGAACAAGGAGGAGGGUUACAUUGCGGUGGCCGGCUCCGAGGGUUUGCUCAAAGUCUUGAAACUGGAUCAAGGGGCAAAUGGCCAAAACAAAGGUGGACUGGCGGCCGUCUCCAAUUUGUCGAUGAAUCAGACUUUGGAUGGCCACAAGGAGUCGGUUCGGGUCGUCACCUGGAACGAUGCACAGCAGAAGCUGACCUCGUCGGACACAGACGGCGUCAUAAUGGUCUGGAUGCUGUACAAGGGCUCCUGGUACGAGGAGAUGACCAACGACCGAAAGAAAUCCACGGUGGCCAGCAUGUGCUGGACCUCUGAUGGGGCCAAAAUCUGCAUUGUGUAUGAGGACGGGGCCAUUAUCGUGGGCUCCGUGGAUGGCAAUCGCAUUUUUGGCAAAGAACUCAAGGGCACCCACCUCACGGGCGUCCAGUGGAGUCCCGAUAAUCGUCUCAUCCUCUUUGCUUUGGCCAGUGGCGAGUGCCAUCUGUACGACAAUCAGGGAAACUUUGCCAUGAAGCUCAACAUUCAGUGUGUGCGGCUCAAUGGAUCUUCGUCGGCUCGGGGUCAGCGCAUAGCCAGCAUCUGUUGGUUCAGCGGUCGCUCGCCUAACCGCCGCAAUCGUCCCGUUCUGGCCAUUUGCUACGAGUGCGGCAAGGUGCAGAUAAUGCGCAACGAAAACGACGAUGGGCCCGCCAUCUUUGACACUAAAAUGCGAAACGUGGAUGCAAAGUGGAACCACGACGGCAGCGUGCUGGCCAUCUGUGGCACCUCACUGGAGGCGACAGUAGCGCCAGCGCAGCGGGACAACAACCAGGUGUGCUUCUACUCGCCGCUGGGCCGGAUCUAUCGCACCUUGAAGGUACCAGGCAGUGACAUCACCUCCCUCAGCUGGGAGGGCAAAUCGCUGCGCAUCGCCAUGGCCGUGGACUCGUUCAUCUACUUUGCCAACAUCCGGCCCGACUACAUCUGGUGCUACUUCGAGAAGACGGUCGUCUUUCUCAACAGCCACAGCAGCAGCGGCAAUGGCGUCAGGGAGACGCCCAUGAGCGUGAUAACCUUCUGGAACACGGUAUCCAACCAGAGCUUCCUGAAGGAGGUGGAGCCAACGCUGUGCCUGGCGGCCAGCAGCGAGCACUGCGUCCUGGGCGUGGAGUGUGUCAGCAGCAACAUCAAGGAGAUUGCCCUCAGCACGCUGGAGAAUCGCAGCAAUGCAGCCGACGACAGGGUCUACCAGCUGCUGCUCUGCAACUCCAUUGGCACCACUGUGGACUCCAAGUACACGGACAUCCGACCCUGUUUUGUGGGCAUCAAUUCGAGCUAUGUGGCGAUUGCCUCGCAGGAGGAGAUCCUCAUCUGGCACUAUCACACGCCCAAGAGCGCGUCCAACUUGCAGAGCGUGAAAGCGCGCAAAGAGAAGCGCUUUCACAUUGACGACACCCCGACGGGCGUGGAGAUGGCCAAGGAUCUGAUGCUGGGCAGCGGAGAGGCCCAAUCGCAUCGUCGCAUCAGCGAUCCCAUCUGUGCGCUGGCUCUGUCCGAGAAGCUGCUGCUGGUGGCCCGCGAAUCGGGAGCCAUCAACGAGUACAGCAUUGCCAAUGUGGCGCUGCGGAAUCGCCACAUGAUGAGCUCCAAGGUCUACAAGAUGGCCAUCAACUGCAAUUCGACUCGAGCGGCCAUUAUAGACCACAUGGGUGUGAUGACGUUGCUGGACUUGGACGACAAUCGGGAGACGCAGCUGAACUUCAGUCGGGUGGAGCGCAAGGAUGUGUGGGCCGUCAGCUGGGCCAAGGACAAUCCGCUGCUGCUGGCGCUGAUGGAGAAGACGCGCAUGUACAUCUUUCGGGGCAACGAUCCGGAGGAGCCCAUCUCCUGCUCCGGCUACAUUUGCACCUUUGAGGACCUGGAGAUCACCAGCGUCCUGCUGGACGACAUCAUAAGCAUUGGCGAGCUGCAAAACUCCUCGCACAUCAUUCAGCUGCGCGUCAAGUCGCUGCGCGACACCGAUGACCUACUGGAGCAUGUUGGACUCGAGGAUGCGAAACAGUUCAUCGAGGACAAUCCCCAUCCGCGCCUGUGGCGACUGCUGGCCGAGUCGGCGCUGAAGAAACUGGAGCUGGACACGGCCGAGAAUGCGUUUGUGCGUUGCGCCAACUAUCCGGGCAUCAAGCUGAUCAAGCGGCUGCGCACCAUCAACACCCAGGAGCUGCAGCGGGCCGAGGUUGCCGCCUUCUAUGGGGAGUACGAGGAGGCCGAGAAGCUGUACUUGGAUGCAGAUCGCAGGGAUCUGGCUAUCGAGCUGCGCAUGACGCUCUGCGAUUGGUUCCGCGUGGUGCAGCUCUACCGCAUGGGCGGCUCGGGGGUGUCUGACCAGCAGAUGGAGACGGCCUGGCGGGAGAUCGGGCAUCACUUUGCGAAUCUCCGAUCGUGGGAGAGCGCCAAGGAGUACUACGACAAGUCGCACUACAUCGAGGGCUUCAUGGACGCCCUGUACCAUCUGGAGCAGUUCGAUGAGCUGGAGGAGUGCGUGGAGAAGCUGCCGGAGAAGAGUCCGCUGCUGCCCAAGCUGGCGGAGAUGCUGGCCUCCGUGGGCAUGUGCGCGGAGGCGGUGCAGGCGCACCUGAGGUUCGGCGACCAGAAGGCAGCCGUCAACACGUGCGUGAAUCUGCGGCAGUGGGGCGAGGCCGUGGCGCUGGCCCAGAAGUAUCAGAUGCCGCAGGUGAGCACACUGAUUGCCAAGCACGCGGCACAGCUGCUCAACGAGGGCCGCCUCACGGAGGCGAUUGAGAUGCAGCGCAAUGCCGGACGCUACCUGGAUGCGGCCCGGCUCCUGGCCCAGCUGGCGGAGCGGGAGCUGGAGAAGCGUGCCCCGAUGCUGCGCAUCAAGAAGAUCUACAUUCUGGCCGCCCUGCUCGCUGAGCAGUACCUCAAGGCGGUGGCCACGCCCGAAAUCGACUAUGCCAGUGGCCGGAACACGCUCUUGGACUCCAUCAGCCUGGAGGAUGCCGCCUGCAUUGAGCGCAUGUGGCACUGUGCCGAGGCCUAUCACUUCAUGCUGCUGGCCCAGCGACAGCUGCGCUUCGGCAUCAUCCACAGUGCCCUCACCACGGCCAUCCGCCUGCGGGAAUACGAGGAUGUGCUGCCCCUGGAGGACAUCUACUGCCUGGUGGCUCUCGCCAGCUGUGCUGACAGGGCGUUUGGCACCUGCUCCAAGGCAUUCGUGAAGCUGGAGACGCUCAGCCAUCUGCCCGAGAAGACGCUGCACGAGUACGAGCAGCUGGCGCGGAGCAUCUUCUCCAAGUACGAGCCAGAGGACGCAGACUUGGACAUGGUUGCCUGCUAUUCCUGCGGCGUGCCCGUGCCCGACAGCUCGCCCGCCUGCAUGGAGUGCGGUGCCCGUUUUCCGGCCUGCAUCUCGUCGGGGAAGCCCAUUCUACAGCCGACAAACAACAUUUGGAUAUGCACCACUUGCCACCAUUGUGCCUCGCCCCUGGAGAUCUCGCGACAUCGGUCCUGCCCCUUGUGCCACAGUUUGAUUGCCUCCGUGACCGAAGAAAUGUAACUCGCAGCGGGAAUGGAAACCUGCAAUAAUAAAAUACACAAUAGAUAAUAAUUUGAAAGUGCGCCAAUAAAUAUGUAAGCAACUUUGCC
This is a messenger RNA of Drosophila obscura, 3854 nucleotides long. It is a transcript of the gene Oseg4, whose product is annotated as WD repeat-containing protein 35. NCBI's taxonomy places the organism in Eukaryota, Metazoa, Arthropoda, Insecta, Diptera, Drosophilidae. Gene Ontology annotation, molecular function: protein binding. Gene Ontology annotation, biological process: protein localization to cilium; non-motile cilium assembly; intraciliary retrograde transport. Bases 148 to 3765 code for a protein of 1205 amino acids. Gene Ontology annotation, cellular component: intraciliary transport particle A; non-motile cilium. The transcript has 7 exons. The record is from RefSeq and is a predicted model, not a curated record.